Messenger RNA from Laetiporus sulphureus 93-53, 484 nucleotides. RefSeq lists its product as uncharacterized. The transcript has 2 exons. The coding region runs from base 96 to 386 and encodes 96 amino acids. Lineage: Eukaryota; Fungi; Basidiomycota; Agaricomycetes; Polyporales; Laetiporaceae. The record is from RefSeq and is a predicted model, not a curated record.
AUGGUCAGCGUUCGAAGGUCAAACGUGCAGCACUAACUUUCAUCGCGGACACCACGAACCGCUUAGGCUCAAGGUCUAGCGGGUCGGUUGAUCGGAUGAAACAACGCGGUCGGCGCCCACUAGUACUAGUUAUCGUCCAAUUGCAAUCGCGCCUGGGCCUGAGGGUUGACCUGACCGAAAACAACUGUGGAUGCUGUUCAUGGACCAAUAUCAGAGGCCGGUUGUUCCUGGCAAGCUACUACCGUGGACUCCACGGAAUAUCUCGUGAGCUCGAACUUCUAUCGCUUAUGAUGCCUCAAGAAAUCUCUCACUUGCAGACACCUAUGCAUGACGACCAGCGUCCGAACCAAAAUAACUCUGCCCUAGAACAAACUAUCACACAUUAAUCGAUGUCACGUAGCGCGCGAGCGCUACCCUCUUUAUACUAGCCUGAACCCGGGGGAGCACGAGAUCUCACGGGCUGCCAGCAGCCCGCCGAUGCACG